AUGUCUUCCUACAGGCAGGUCUGCAAUUAUGGCAGCUAUUCGCCCUGCGACGUGAGCUGCCCCCCACCAUACGCAAAUGCCUGGAACGAGCCCUGCGUCACCUCCUGUGGGGACUCCCGUGCUGUGGUCUACCCACCGCCCGUGGCCAUCGUCUUCCCAGGCCCCAUCCUCAGCACCUGCCCUCAGGAGAGCUUUGUGGGCACCUCAGCCCCGCUGGAAAUAGGCAGCUCCUUUGGCUACGGGAGCUCCUUGGAUGCCCAGAGCUCCUUUGGGUCCGGCACCUUCCUGGGUGGAAGGUUCUCCUACCCCUGCUAUUCCCGCAGGUACACGACUUACCGUUUAUCUACUUCACAAAAGAUGUCUUCAGGAGGACAGCUCAUGAGCAGUAGAUGCUUCCCACCCUGCGAGGUGAUCUGCCCAGAUCCAUGUGCGGAAGCCUGGAACUGGCCCUGCGUCACCUCCUGUGGGGACUCCCGUGCCGUGGUCUACGCACCACCAGUGGUCGUCACCUUCCCAGGCCCCAUCCUCAGCUCCUGCCCUCAGGAGAGCAUAGUGGGCACCUCGUUCCCAAUACCCACAGUUGGUAGCGUCUGUAGCUGGGCCUACUGCAAGGAUGCAUCCAGCGGGAAGAAAACACGUAGGAGCACCGUGGUGCACACUGAGGCAUGUAUUUUGGGACGAAUCUCUCUGCAGGGAGGGUGA
This is a messenger RNA of Nipponia nippon (crested ibis), 702 nucleotides long. The record is from RefSeq and is a predicted model, not a curated record. Lineage: Eukaryota; Metazoa; Chordata; Aves; Pelecaniformes; Threskiornithidae.